AUGGCGGGCUGGUUCACUUCAACUUCACCGCUCGAUGAGCAGAUUGAACAGGCGACCUCCUCGUCUCUCGAGGAUAUUGCCCUUAACCUAGAGAUCUCCGACCUGAUUCGAUCUAAGAGUGUGCAACCCAAGGAUGCGAUGAGGUCGUUGAAGCGACGACUGGAGAACAAAAAUCCAAAUAUACAGUUGGCGACAUUGAAGUUAACGGAUACGUGUGUAAAGAAUGGUGGAACUCACUUCCUUGCCGAAAUCGCCUCCCGCGAAUUUAUGGAUAAUCUCGUCUCCCUUCUCAAGGCGGAGGGCGCCCCGCUGAAAACCGAAGUGAAAGAGAAGAUACUAGAGCUGAUUCAGGACUGGGCUAUGGCGGCUCAAGGCCGUAUGGAUCUGAGUUAUGUUGGAGAUACCUAUCGAAGACUGCAGGAUGAAGGUUUCCGGUUUCCCCCUAAAACUCAAAUGAGCGGUAGUAUGCUGGAGAGUAGUGCGCCUCCCGAGUGGAUUGACUCCGAUGUCUGUAUGCGCUGUCGUACGCCAUUUAGUUUCAUGAACCGCAAGCAUCACUGCCGAAAUUGCGGAAAUGUCUUCGAUGCCCAGUGCUCCAGCAAGACGCUUCCCUUGCCUCACCUGGGAAUAUUGCAGCCAGUUCGUGUCGACGAUGGGUGUUACACCAAAUUAACCGCCAAGCCAUUUCAACCAUCCGGAUUAUCGGACAGAUCUGCGUUCAAGAAUCACUCAAUCACAAAAUCCAAUGCAAUGGAACCCCGAACGGCUCGGGCAGAAGGGGGCUUUGAUGACGAUUUACGUCGGGCUUUACAAAUGAGCCUAGAGGAGGCUCAGAAAAAGGGGUCAGCCGGCUACGUCCGGCAAUCUCAGAUUGCCAAAGAACCGCCCAAGACGUCAGGCCCAUCAAAAACCGAAGAAGAGGAGGAUGCGGAUUUGAAAGCGGCUAUUGAGGCUUCCCUGCGUGACAUGGAACAGCAUAAGCAAAAACAUGCGGCGGCUUUGAAGAACACAACCGCAACACAUACCUCCUCGUUUCAAGAUGCUCCGACUGCUACAACUCUACCUAAAAAUCCGUACGAGCUUAGUCCCGUUGAGGUUGAAAACAUUCACCUUUUCGCCGCUCUCGUUGACCGAUUACAACAUCAACCACCAGGAACCAUUUUGCGCGAACCACAGAUCCAGGAGUUAUAUGAGAGCAUCGGUACGCUGCGCCCGAAGCUUGCACGCAGUUACGGUGAAACCAUGAGCAAGCACGACACGCUACUUGAUCUACAUGCUAAGCUAUCUACGGUUGUCCGAUAUUAUGAUCGUAUGUUAGAGGAGCGUCUCUCUAGUGCCUAUUCGCAACACUCGUUAGGGUAUGGACCUGUUCCCGGCGCCGCGCAAUACCCAAAUAUCUACCCUUCAAUGCCUUCACAAACAUCCGAUGGGAAACCCGGGGCCGAAAACUUUUAUUUUGGCACUCCGGUUGCCGAGAAGCCGAGACCGUCGGAUACCCCUUAUACCCAAUAUCCACUGGAAAGGGAGAUUCAUGAAAGGGUUGGCCCACGCAGCGGUGCUAUAAGCCCCAGCAUGUAUCCGCCGCAGUCGGCCCAGUCCCUACCGCAUAAUCAACCUUGGAGUGGUAACGCUCAGAUUGCAUCUCCAGGGCCGCCGAGCUCCAACCCACCUUUCCCCAGCAAUCAUCCUGUCUAUCCUGGGCAUGCAGCCUCGACGCAAUUCUAUGCACCUCCCACCCAGGAGCCAGGCCCGCAGCCAUAUCAGUCUCCCCAUCAGGGGGAUACGGACCCGACAUCCCAACCAUCUCCCGUCACGCGACGCAACUCCCAGUUCCAACUAGUAGGACCUCCUGCUGCUGUCCCAAGUGCACCAGAACAACCUCCCUCGAUGGACACUGGCCCAUCUCCUGCGUAUAUGCAGUUGGCAGAAUCCCAACCGGUGCAACCUAACGGCCGGCCUGGACUUCAGCGUCCUCCUGCAGAACCACAAUUCCAAUCAUACUACUAUCAACAGCAACAGCCUCCGUCCGGGCCUCCACAAACUUCGUACCCGCAGGGUACACAAGCGUUUCAUAGUACAUACUCUGUCGGGGACGUCUCUCCGAUUGCGGGACAUCCGUCCCCGGCGCAGUACCAGCAGCCACCAGCAGCUCGGCCAGCAGCGGAGGAGAGUCUGAUUGAGCUUUAA
Molecule: messenger RNA, 2187 nt
Organism: Aspergillus tanneri
Lineage: Eukaryota; Fungi; Ascomycota; Eurotiomycetes; Eurotiales; Aspergillaceae
Gene: vps27
Product: ESCRT-0 subunit protein VPS27
Exons: 5
Coding region: 1-2187 (728 amino acids)
Biological process (GO): protein transport to vacuole involved in ubiquitin-dependent protein catabolic process via the multivesicular body sorting pathway; protein targeting to vacuole
Cellular component (GO): ESCRT-0 complex
Molecular function (GO): phosphatidylinositol-3-phosphate binding; ubiquitin binding; metal ion binding
Source: RefSeq, a predicted model, not a curated record